AUGAAGUGGUCCACGUGGAUUCCUUUUCUUAUUUUAUUAAUUUUUUAUUCUGAAUGUAAUGCGAAGAGGGGAGGACGUGGAUCAUCUGCAGUUGGAAGACAUUAUUCAAGAAGUAAAUCAUAUUUUACUAGGAAAUAUUCAAAACCUGGAUCCAUCGAACACACGUCAAGUUUUCGUUCAUUUGUUUUUGGAGCAACAUCCGGUUUGCUAUUGUUUAAUGCCGGAAGACAUAUUAUUCAAGACUCGUCAGAACCUAUUUCAUUCGGAAAUAGGAAAUAUUUCUGGGGAGAAUCGAAAUACGUGCCAGACGAGGAGCUUCCUGUGCAAUGUAUCAACAAGAUCGAUCCACAAGAUCCUCAAUUCGGACGAGUAUUCUUUGAUAACGAAUCUCGACCGCAAGAAAUAGUUUACGCUUGUCCGGCUGAUAACAACUGUUGUGGAUAUGAUUGUUGCACCGAAUCAACCAUUUUCACUUCCAUUUUCGGUCUCCUAGUCAUCUUACUCAUCGUCUCAGUCGUCAGUAUCUUCGUAAUCGAAGGUUUCCGUUGGUGUCUUCAUUUCACUUAUUUCUGUAAACAUGGACGUGCUCGUGACUUCGAACCCCUCAGCAUCUGA
This is a messenger RNA of Caenorhabditis remanei, 615 nucleotides long. RefSeq lists its product as uncharacterized. Lineage: Eukaryota; Metazoa; Nematoda; Chromadorea; Rhabditida; Rhabditidae. Bases 1 to 615 code for a protein of 204 amino acids. The record is from RefSeq and is a predicted model, not a curated record. The transcript is spliced from 5 exons.